UCCUCCUCGUGCUUCAAGGAAACAGCUGAUCUGAAGGGAAAAGCUGAUCCGAAGGCAACAGCGAUCUGAACAACAGCUGAUCUGAAGGCAACAGCUGAUCUGAAGGCAACAGCUGAUCUGAAGGCAACAGCUGAUUUAAAGUCAAGUCGAGCGGGUUUUCGAGGAUAACAGACAGACAGACAUCAUGAACUGCCUCCUUUUUUCGGUCCUGGCAUGCACGGCGAUGGGCGUGUCUUCCUUCCCUCAAGCCACGGGCGGCGUGCAGGCCAGCCCCCCCAGGCCCCCUUCGCCCCGGGCCUCACGCCUGAGGUCCAACAAGCCCGCGACAACUUCUACGCCGCCUACAACUACCUCGCCGAACUGGCCCACGUGGCCCCCGACGACCCCCCUCCCGCCCCUGCCGCCUCCUCCCACGCCCCCGUCUCCGUCGCCUCGCCCAUCACCACCCCGAAGGCCGCCCCGCCCAUCGCCUUCCCCAUAACCACGACGCCCGUGCCCUUCCCCCCCGGAUACCAGUUCGGCGGACUCACCCCCGACGUCGCCCUCGCCACGGCCGACUUCUUCAAGGAGUACAACGCCGCCGCCGCCAGAGCCGCUCCUGUCGCCGGCUAGAGGGCGCUGAGAGAGAGAGAGAGAGAGAGAGAGGAGGGAAAGUGAGUGAGAGAGAUAGAGAGGGGGAGGG
Molecule: messenger RNA, 682 nt
Organism: Penaeus vannamei (Pacific white shrimp)
Lineage: Eukaryota; Metazoa; Arthropoda; Malacostraca; Decapoda; Penaeidae
Product: translation initiation factor IF-2
Source: RefSeq, a predicted model, not a curated record